UUGUUGCCAUUACUGGUUGAAGCCGUUGUAGCACCCAUGAGAGAUGGUGCGCGACGCCAUGGGCGUGGUGCAAUUUGGUGCAUGCUCCUCGCCUGCGGUGUGGGGUGCUUUGUUGCGCCGCCACGUGUGGGGUUGUACCAAGUGAGCUCGCAACGAUGCCGAGCAUGCCUCCGCCUGUCGCUGAAGAAUAUGAGCUUCUGGGAAGUUGCCACCACAGUAGCCAAUGCAGCCAAUAGUACGACAGGUUCAUACCUCACAGAGGUCAACCGUACAGCCACAGCGUUUCUGCAGAGAAGAGAUGCAGUAGAUCGCGAUGAUGCUAUUGCCAACCUCUGCGAACAGAUGCAAAUAAAAGGUAGACUUUGUCUGGUGCUUGGGGGCAAAAACUUGGGCAAGACACUGCUCAAGGAAAAGGCUAUUGCUAGAUGCAAGGCAGCAGUGAACAUCCUUUCAGUCAACAUGCGGGACGCAGACAUGCUUGGCAAGGAUCUGAUGACGGCACUCAACUUGCAACGUCUGAAAUCCCUUGGGUGGGCACGUCUCUCGUUGGAGAUGUUGGGUGCAGUCAUCCGAUUGCCUGUCAACUACGCCCUGAAGAGGAUUAGUGGACUCAGUCAAGCUGGAGCGGUGGCUAAGGAAGCGUUAGGUGUCGCAACAUCACAUUGUCAAGUCAACAUCGACAACUUUAUCUCCCGAAGCAGGAAGAUCCCGAGCAUCAUCAUCGAUGAAGCAAAUUUGGCACUACCUGGAAUGAAUGCUGGAGAUGGAAGCGUUGUAGCUGGAUCAGCUCUGCAAGCCCUCACGAAGUGGACCAAGGAGACAAGUCAAGCAAGUGUGAUCCUGGUCUCCUCAGAGUUUGGCUAUCCCUUCCGCCUGCAAGCUGCAGGGUUAGACCUCAGGGACACCGGCAACAUCAUUGUCAUCGGCGAAGUGCCAGAGUCAGACAUGCUCAAGAUGCUGAAGGAUGAUUGGAGCAUGGACGAGGACUUGGCAGAGAUGUUCUACAACUACUUUGGCGGCGACAUUUACACCACCAAGCAGGCUUUGGACAGCCUCAUUCGGAAGAAAGAUACCUUCGACCCCUUUGCGGUUGUGCGAUGUCCCGGGCUGCCUUCGUGUGUGGAAAAUGCAGCGGCCAGGGCUCACCUCGAGAACAUCGCGAAGCAAGGCUUCUCUUUGGUGAAGAAUGUGAAGACGGACGAAGGUGCGAGGAUGAUUGCCCAGGAGAACGUGGGCGGGGUCAUCGACAAGGAUGCCAUCACCUUCGGUUUACCCACCAUCUUCACUGGCGCAGACACGGAAUGGGCUGUCAUCCCCUCGUCUUAUCAUAUGAAGCUGCUGAUUGCCCGUAAGCUCCAACAAAUUCCUUUGCCAACAUCAGGUGGUACUGGGACUGCACAACCAGCCGUUUGGGUGAGACAAAUCCGCAAGGACGGUGAGAAGUUCGCACAGAUUGGCAACCCGUUCAAAGUCACCGGAGAGCUGGCAGACGUGGAUGACCUUAAGAAAGCAAUUAAGGCAGAGAAGCCGAACAAAGUGAAGUGUGACGCAGAUGAAAUUGAUAUUUUUAGCCAACAGGAUGGAAGUUGGAUUAGGGAAGAUGAAGACGCAUCUGUCAAUCGCGGCACGUCUAAGACAGAUUGCUAUGGCUUCACAUUGCCAUCAGCGUGAGUGCUUUUCUCAGCAGCGUUACGCCUAGCGUUCCACUUGUCUUGCCCUUCUGUGGCUGAGGUGAAACCAAUUGAGAGCAAGGGUUCCCAAUAGUUUCAACGAAUUCCAUCUUUGGAGUAAAUGUAGAGUGGAUGUCGCUGUGGCAUGACCGUGCAUCACUCACAAGAUAUGAGACACUGCGUUGACACUCUUGUCCAGCAGGUUGUGCACACAGCGGGUACAGAAACAGUGAACCAAAAGCUGUUCAAGAUACGUUUCACUCGGGCAAUGUAUACGCCCAAGCACAGCCACGAAUCCAACCAUGCAUUGUGGGAGAAGGUAAGUGCUUGAUUUUGAACCGGC
Durusdinium trenchii is the source of this 2013-nucleotide messenger RNA. The record is from the annotation of a GenBank genome assembly. NCBI's taxonomy places the organism in Eukaryota, Dinophyceae, Suessiales, Symbiodiniaceae.